Messenger RNA from Teleopsis dalmanni, 1365 nucleotides. It is a transcript of the gene thoc6, whose product is annotated as THO complex subunit 6. NCBI's taxonomy places the organism in Eukaryota, Metazoa, Arthropoda, Insecta, Diptera, Diopsidae. The coding region runs from base 215 to 1249 and encodes 344 amino acids. Gene Ontology annotation, biological process: mRNA export from nucleus. Gene Ontology annotation, cellular component: transcription export complex; THO complex. Gene Ontology annotation, molecular function: protein binding. The record is from RefSeq and is a predicted model, not a curated record. The transcript is spliced from 2 exons.
GUUAUGACGUUUAGUUUAUUCUAUUUAGUUAGGGUUUCAAUCGCAACGCGCUGCAAAGAAACUAAAGUACAUUGUACAACACUGUUUCAUAUGUCAAACAGGAACAGCAUAUGUCUGAUAGCGUAAACAUUAAUUUUGUGGAUGCCGGUUCGCUAAUGCUAAGUGUAAUUCUUAUUUACAAUAUUUUUCUAAUUUAUUGAUAUAAUCAGUUAAAAUGAAUUCGCUAAAAAUAAAAAAAAUAUAUAAUUGUGUACUAUCGCAAGUAUUUUCAACAUCUGGACAAUUUCUUUUUGUUGGCAAUCGCUUUGGCGAUAUUUUUGUACUGGAUAUACAAAAGCUGGAACAAACUAAUUUAACCAAUAAACCAGCCGAAGAUGCAGAUGUCGAUAUGAAGACGUUUCCUCAAGGUCAAGGGCGGGAUAUCAACAGUCUUUGUUUCCAUAACAACUUUUUAAUAAUUGGCACUAUUGGCAAUUUUUAUGGUCUAAAAUGGCACGAAGAACAACGCCAUUUAAGUAGUAAACCUCACUGGGAGGUACGUAUUCCCAUGGAUGCAGAUGCAACCGAAGUCCCAGAUGUUAAUUACAUGUGGAUACGACCAGAGACAAAUACGCUUUAUGCUGGUUGUGGUGAUAAUGUUGUGUACCAAAUUAGUUUGGAAGACGGCAGAGUUGUGCGUGAUUAUCGUGGACAUUCCGAUUUUAUACAUUCUGUAAGCGGUUGUGGUGUAAAUACGAUUGUUUCUGGUUCUGAAGAUGGCACUGUCUGCUUAUGGAACGAAAAUGAAAAAUUAUCUACAGGAAAAAUAAUUCCAGCUGAAAACACUGAAUUAAAACGACCAGAAUUUGGUAACUGGAUUGGUGCCGUUGAUGCUAAUAACGAUUGGGUAAUUUGUGGUGGUGGACCAAGGUGCGCUAUUUGGCAUUUACGUUCGAUGAAUACAACUGGCAGUUACUCAUUUCCUGGCAAAGUUCAUUUAUGUUAUUUUGUGAAAGAUAAAGUAUUAAUUGGUGGCGAACACUACCAAGUCCAAUUUUAUCAAUGGAACGGUAACGAAGAAGCAAGCGUUACUGUUGAAAAUAUUGCUUCAUAUACAGCAGUUUGGCAUUCUAAUCCAUAUAAGUUCAUGUCAGUGGCAGGUUUCAGUAAUAAAUUACAUAUAGUAAAAGACUUUCUAUUGGAUUGUAAAAUCGACUUAUAUGGCAAUGUAAAAGAGGAGCAGUCAACAAAGGAUGAAUUCGCUUUUUAAAAAUAAAUAAUUUGAUUUUAUUUCAAUGUUACUUUAAGAUUUAUUUUCGUUAAUCUAAAUAUUUUUGUAAUUAAAAUAUUUAUAAGCAUUAGAUAGUUAUUUAUAAAAAUCUGUAA